Molecule: messenger RNA, 1659 nt
Organism: Durusdinium trenchii
Lineage: Eukaryota; Dinophyceae; Suessiales; Symbiodiniaceae
Source: the annotation of a GenBank genome assembly
AUGGUAGCCUUUGGACCCGCCAAGCCCGCGAUGACGCAACGGCUCCGCGUGGCGAUCCUCACGUCGAUGUUCCGCCAGGAGGUCGGCUUCCAUGACAAUCCGGAGAACACCCCAGGCAUGUUGUCCAAAGCCUUGGAGCUCUGGGCCUUCCGCGUGGCCACACUUUGCAAAUCCAUCCAAGCCAAGGCCGCGGCCUUGAGUUCUUUGCUGGUGGGACUGACCUUGGCCUUCGCCUACUGCUGGCAGAUGGCUUUGGUGAUGCUUGGCUCCAUUCCCAUCAUGAUCUUGGCCAACGCCAUUCAGAUGAUUGUGCUCUUGGGAGCCUCCAAGAACGACAAUGAGAACCUCACGAACGCGCAGCAGAUCGUCACGGACAGUUUGAUGAAUGCCCGGACGGUGCAAGCGUUGGGCGUGGAGAAGGGCUUGGUGGAGAUGUACAUGACGUGGGUGGAGAAGUCCAUGUCCGGCAUGUGCAAGCGCAACGUCCUCGCAGGCAUUGGCUUCGGAAUCGCCUCCGGGGUGAUGUUCUUCAUCAUGGCGGGUGGCUUCUACGUCGCCUCCCUCCUCAUCAAGGACGAAGCGGAGGGGUCGUGGGCCGAAAACACACAUCGCCAGGAAGGAAUUGCGGACUUCAAGGGCGUGAUGAUGGCCUUUAUGGGUAUUUUCUAUGCCGGCAUGGGUGCUGGACAGGCCGCUGUGAUGAUGGGAGAUGCCACCAAGGCCAAGGUGGCGUGCCAUGACAUGUUCAAGUUGAUGGACCGCCAGUCGCAGAUCGAGGGCCUGGAUCCCAAGGGCGAUUCUCCGGAGAAGUUGGACGCUGGGAUCAUUGAGUUCAAGGAGGUGAAGUUCUUCUACCCCUUCCGUCCGGAGAUUCAGGUGCUCAAGGGCAUCAACUUCAGGAUCACCACGGGUCAAUCAGUCGGCUUGGUCGGACCCUCCGGCGGUGGCAAGAGCACGGUGAUGUCGCUGCUCCAGCGCUUCUAUGAUCCUCAGGAGGGCAGUGUCCUCAUCGGCGCCGAGAAGCUGCCGCUGCAUUCCUUGAACAUCCGCUGGUGGCGCAAGCAGAUCGGUUUCGUGGGCCAAGAGCCGAUCCUCUUCAACGCCAACGUGCGCACGAACUUGAUGUACGGCGUGGAUGAGAGCGACCAGGUGACCGAGGAGUACCUGCGACAGUGCGAGAAGAUGUGCAACCUAGGCUUCCUCUACAAGAACGGCAACCAGGGCUUAGAGACCGAAGUGGGUCCCCGUGGAUCACGGCUCAGCGGUGGGCAGAAGCAGCGCGUGGCCAUCUGCCGAGCGGUGCUGCGUAAUCCAAAGGUCAUGUUGCUCGACGAGGCCACCAGCGCUUUGGACACCCAGAGCGAGACCAUUGUGCAGAAGGCCUUGGAGGCGGCGCUCAAGGGCCGCACCAGCUUCGCCAUCGCCCAUCGCCUGUCGACCAUCCAAGGCUGCGACGUGAUCCUGGUGAACGCGGACGGCCGGGUGGUGGAGAGCGGGAACCACUCGGAGCUGAUGGCUCUGAAAGGCCUGGAUGCGGAGGACGCGGUUUGCUGGCGGAGGGACGCAGUUCAAGGCGUUCAAAAAGGAAACACAAUAAGAAAGCAAGCAAAGAAAACCAUCAAACAGACUCAAAAGGUCUCCCCGUUUGUAGAGGAGUAA